UACAAUCCUUUCCACUUAACGGCUAGUUUAUGUGAAUGUUCCUUCAUCAAUCAUCUUGUCUGAGCUAAAAAAGACAGGCAGGCACCAAAUUAGACACUACUCUUUCUCUCUUUCUCUCUUUCUCGCUCUGUGUUCCUCUCUCCUGUGAAUCCCUAAUUUUUAUUGAUAAUAUUAGUGUAAAUGGAGGCAUUCGAGCAUAUGAUAGUGGACGAGUUUACCGAAGAAGACUUCUACGAGACGAUAGAAGCUCCAAAGUUCGUAGACCUCACCGCACCAGAUCAUCGCCCUGAAGGAGAUGAUCGUUACUGGUUCUGUUCCAGAGUUGGAUGUGAUCAGAAGCAUGAAGAGUUCAUGGAUUCGGAAGCAAUCUACCAAAAAUUCGUUCUUCGGGUCAUGGCAGCUAGGAGUCCAAGUGUUCGUCUUCGAAAAGCUCUUUACAGAAAAGAUUUCAGUGUUGAUCCUAAAUGUCCAAACACGGUUCCUGCAAAGCCAUCGAGAUCACGCGUUUCUAGAUUGGCUAUGAUCUCGGCAAUACCUCAGAAGGGUAAUGGUAAUGUCAUCAGGUCAAAGGAAGUAAAAGUAGUUCCCACAAAGAAGAAUGUAACUCCAAAGGCAAAGGUGUCCUCAGUGAUCUCAUCAGUUCCUCAGAAGGCGUUAACUGAGAGAAAGAAGCAAAUGAAGAGUCCAGCCGCUUUUAGGAGUGUACAAAACCCGAGAAAUGCAACAACCAAGGUGUCAGAAAACAGAGUUGUUGCAAAGGCUUUGGUGUUUCAAUCACCAAAGAAGUUGGUGAAACUGAAGAGAUCUGUGGAGCUUAGUUCCUCGGUGAAGAAGUUGUGUAAUGGGAUGCGGAAGCUUGAGAUUGAGAACAAAAGUAACGGUUUAGGGGUUAAUCAUAAGGUUGUGAGUUCAGUUCCAUCUAGAAGACCGCUAAAGACACGAGAGGUGAAGAGCCGAGUGUUUGAUUCUGUGCGGUCACAGAAACAGAACGAUUCGAAUACCAAAGGUGUCAGUACUUUGAAGAAGAGGGUUAAGAAAAAGGAAGAGCCUGUACUUUCCUCUGAUGCUUCUAAAGCUCAUGAGGCUAAUGGCAAGGAACUUGAGAAUCAGUCGUUGCCAGGAACUGAAAAAACUAGUGGAGAUGAAGAGCUCGUGGUCCAAAACAAAUCUGAAGAAUUGUCAGACACAUUGAAGGCUAACAUGAACAACCAACUCCAGGCCACAGAAGAUCCUGCUGUGGUAAAGGAGAGUGCAGAGAUUGAAGAAAAGGAGAAUGCAUUAGCUUUGGAGUGUGAGGACAAAGAGAAUGCUACUAUUGCAGCGGCUGUCGAUAGAGAAGAUAUUUCUGUAAUAAAGGUGAGUGGACUGAACAAAGCAAAGCAUUGUGAGACUGUGGAGACUGAAGACAAGGAAAAUGCAUUACCAUUGGAGUGUGAGAACAAAGAAAAUGCUACUAAUGCGACAGACGUUGAUAGAGAAGGCGAUGAUAAGGAAAAUUCUUCAGCCUUGGACAAUAACAGAAAAGUCGACCAAGCUACCUACCCUUUGUUGAAAAAGAAAGUCUUUGGCAAGAAAGAAAAUUGUAAAACUACUCAAAAGGUUAUGACAGUAGCAGAUAAAUGUUUCAAUGGCAAGACUGUUUCGGCUGGUACUCGUGUGAAGUAUACAAAACCUAAGCUCACGAAUCCAAAGCCUUUUCGACUUCGAACUGAUGAAAGACAAAUUCUCAAGGAAGCACACACGGAGAAGAAACCACAGUGUACUACUCUUGCCAAAGAAGAAACUGCAAGCAUUAUGGGGUUCCAUAGUGAAAACUUGGGUCCAAAACAUCAUCCUGUUCGAGUAGAGAAGAACACAACUUCCCAGCUAAAAGCUCCAAGAGGAACAUCCACAACACUUGUCUCUGAGAACAUGAUUAAUAGCAAGAGGGUUGCAUUAGGUAGAAAGAAGCAAGUAGCAAGGAAAGGAAUUGAAACCGUGGAGGAAACCUCACAGAUGAAUGGAGAAUCUAAAGAAGUUGCAGUCAUCAACAAACCUUCUGUUUGUGUUCUUGCUUCAGGGGAGAAAAGACCUGCAACUGUCCCAAAGGGACCAAACUUCCAUAGUAUUCAUCUCCCUAAGAGCUGUACAAAGAGAUUGGCAUCACAAGCCUAAGGUCGGCUUUUUAAAAAUGUUUGCAGUUUGAGUCACACGGGAGUCUUGUAAGUUUGGUUGAUCUUUGAUGAUUAACAGAAGUGAGAUUGUGUUGUUGUCUAUAAUUGAACACUUGCUCAGUUUCCAGAUUAAUCAAUACAAAAAAUGUUUAAGCUAA
Camelina sativa (false flax) is the source of this 2311-nucleotide messenger RNA. RefSeq lists its product as uncharacterized. Lineage: Eukaryota; Viridiplantae; Streptophyta; Magnoliopsida; Brassicales; Brassicaceae. The record is from RefSeq and is a predicted model, not a curated record.